AUGGCAGUGAAUCGUGAGGUUUUGCAACCACUCAUGCCAAUUUUUAAUGGUGAAAAGUAUGAGUUUUGGAGUAUCAAAAUGAAAACUCUUUACAAAUCACAGGGGGUUUGGGAGCUGGUGGAAGCAGGCUUUGUGGAUCAAGCAAGCUUUGACGAGGAGGCAGACAAAUUGAAAGGGAUCAAAAGGAACGACGCCAAAGCAUUGUUCUUGAUUCAACAAGUAGUCCAUGACACAAUUUUUGCAAGAAUUGCAGCAGCAACUACAUAUUCGGAGGCAUGGAAUAUUUUGAAGAAGGAAUUUCAAGGUUCAACCAAGGUGAUUACGGUAAAAUUGCAGACUUAUCGUCGUGACUUUGAAACUCUUUUUAUGAAAAGUAAUGAAUCUGUUCAGACUUAUUUGUCUAGAGUUUAUUCUCUUGUUAAUCAAAUGAAGUCUUAUGGUGAAGAUAUAUCUGAGGAAACUGUUGUAGCAAAAGUUUUAAGGAGUCUUACUCCAAAGUUUGAACAUGUUGUUGCUGCGAUAGAGGAAUCUCAUAACUUAUCUGAUUAUACUUUUGAUAAACUAAUGAGUUCUUUGCAAGAUCAUGAAGAGAGGAUCGUAAGGUCACAUGAGAAAAAUGAAGAGAAAGCAUUUCAGGCAGAGGUGGCUUUCGAGGAAGAGGUCAUGGAAGAGGCCAAGGAAGGAGUCGAUAGAGGAGGAUCAAAUGAAGAGAAGCAUAAUAGAACGUUUCUAUUCAAUUGCUGCAGAAAACUAGGUCAUAAAAAAGCUUAUUGCUGGCAAAAGCAAAAGGAUGAAAAUAGCCAAUCAAGCUUUGCAGAGGAAAAUGAUGAUGAAA
Capsicum annuum is the source of this 835-nucleotide messenger RNA. RefSeq lists its product as uncharacterized. Lineage: Eukaryota; Viridiplantae; Streptophyta; Magnoliopsida; Solanales; Solanaceae. The record is from RefSeq and is a predicted model, not a curated record. The transcript has 2 exons. The annotation marks the transcript as partial.